AUGUCCGGCAGAGGGCGCGUCCUUGAACACGUCCACGCUGCCUUCAGCCCACAGAAGCUGCUAGAAAACCUCCCCCUGGGCGCGCAGAGGCUGCACCGUCGGCAUCAGGACCGGAGGUGGGACGCAGGAUGGAGCAAUGAAGGGAGAGCCAUGAUGCUGCAGCGGGUUGUGGCCAAACCCCGGAGACAAGCUUUAAGGGGACCUGGUUACCUAUUUCAAGCUCAAUCCUGCUCUAGUCUUUCCAUGACAGAGGAACAUUUUUUAGAUGCCGCAGAAUAUGGCAAUGUCCCUGAAGUGAGGCGGAUGCUACAGGAGCUGCCAGACCUCAAUAUCAACUGUGUGAAUUAUAUGGACCAGAAUGCAUUGCAGCUAGCAGUUUCCAAUGAACAUUUGAAGGUCACUAAGCUCCUACUUAGAAUGAAAGACAUCGCUAGAAUAGGAGAUGCUUUGCUGUUAGCCAUUAGUAAAGGUUAUGUCCGUAUAGUCGAGGCCAUACUGAGCCAUCAGGCCUUUGCAGACGGUCAGAGGUUGAUAAACAGUCCCAGCCAAGUUGACACACAUGAUGAUUUCUUUGCUUAUGAUGAGGAUGGCACACUUUUCUCUCACGACAUCACUCCCAUUAUUCUGGCCUCCCAGUGCCAUGAAUAUGAAAUAGUGCAUAUACUUCUUACGAAAGGGGCCCAUAUAGAGCGUCCUCAUGAUUACUUCUGCCCGUGCAGGAACUGCAGUGAGCAGCAGAGGCAUGACUCUUUUAGCCAUUCACAGUCUCGCAUCAAUGCAUAUAAAGGUCUGGCCAGUCCAGCAUAUCUGUCCCUCUCCAAUGAAGACCCUGUGAUGGCAGCUCUGGAGCUGAGCAAUGAGCUUGCAGUUUUGGCCAACAUUGAGAAGGAGUUCAAGAAUGAUUACAAGAAUAUGUCCAUGCAGUGUAAAGACUUUGUGGUUGGGCUCCUGGAUUUGUGCCAAAACACAGAGGAAGUGGAAGCCAUCUUAAACGGGGACACCGAAUCAUGUAAAAGCUCUGAAACCUUUGGGAGACAAAACCUUAUCAGGUUGAAACUUGCCAUAAAAUAUGAAGUUAAAAAGUUUGUGGCACAUCCAAACUGUCAGCAGCAACUCCUCUCCAUCUGGUACGAGAACUUGUCUGGACUGCGUCAGCAAACCACAACUGUUAAAAUCCUUCUUGUUCUUGGUGUAGCUGUUGGUUUGCCUAUUCUAGCCUUUAUGUACUGGAUAGCACCAUCAAGUAAGUUAGGGAAACUCAUGCGUGGACCUUUCCUGAAGUUCGUGGCCCAUGCAGCUUCCUUCAUGAUAUUUCUUUGCCUAUUGGUCCUGAACGCAGCUGACCGGUUUGAGGGGCCGUCAGUGCUGCCAAACAUGACCACCCAUGAUCACCCUUCGCAACUGUUCCGUAUGACGACUACCCCCUUCACCUGGAUGGAGAUUCUUAUCAUAUCCUGGGUCAUAGGGAAAAUUUGGGAAGAAUGUAGAGACAUUUGGUCGCAGGACAUCCGGGAAUACAUCUCAGAACCGUGGAACCUUCUUGACUUUAGUAUUUUAGCCAUUUUUAUGACCUCCUUCAUGGCCAGAUUAAUGGCUUUCUGGCAUGCAUACUCUGCCCAGUGUUAUGUUGACAAGCACUACACUGACCUGUCCAACUUGACUUUGCCCUUUGAGAUACAGUAUUUCCAGCUGGCUCGAAUAGACUGGAUUCCCUCAGAUCCGCAACUUAUAUCUGAAGGCCUCUAUGCAGUUGCAGUUGUGCUGAGUUUCUCUCGUAUUGCAUACAUCCUGCCUGCCAAUGAGAGCUUUGGCCCUUUGCAGAUUUCCCUGGGAAGGACAGUGAAGGAUAUCUUUAAGUUCAUGGUGAUUUUCAUAACAGUUUUUGUGGCAUUCAUGGUGGGAAUGUUCAAUCUGUAUUCAUACUACCUCGGGGCCAAGCACAACGAUGCCUUUACAACGAUUGAAGAAAGUUUUAAGACAUUAUUUUGGGCCAUCUUUGGCUUGUCGGAAGUGAAAUCAGUGGUCCUUAAUAUCGACCAUAAGUUCAUUGAGAAUAUUGGCUAUGUUUUGUACGGGGUGUACAACAUCAUCAUGGUGAUUGUCUUGCUGAAUAUGCUCAUUGCCAUGUUUAACAGCUCCUUUCAAGAAAUUGAGGAUGAUUCCGAUGUGGAGUGGAAGUUUGCCAGAGCAAAACUCUGGUUCUCAUAUUUUGAGUAUGGUGGCACGCUGCCUGUGCCCUUCAACCUUGUACCCAGCCCGAAGUCUGUCGUUUCCCUCUUGCGCGGAAUAAGGGAAUUUCUUUGGGAUUUACCUCGGGGCAAAAUCAAAGAAAAUUCAAAGGAUGAGGUGGAACUUAACAAUUUGAGGCAACAGGAAGAUUUGACUGUGGAAGCAUCGCUUUGUCCCACCCGUCACAAAAAGAUAAUGAAUCGUCUCAUCAAAAGAUACAUCUUAAAAGCGCAGAGAGAUAAAGACAAUGAUGAAGUGAAUGAAGGUGAACUGAAAGAGAUCAAACAGGACAUCUCCAGUCUCCGCUAUGAGCUGCUGGAAAUGGGGAACCACGAGAUGGAGACCCUGGCAGAGCUCAUCAGGCAGCUGGAUGAAGUCAUGCAUGUUCAGGAGAAACAAAGCUUAGAAGAGUGA
Scomber scombrus (Atlantic mackerel) is the source of this 2643-nucleotide messenger RNA. RefSeq names its product transient receptor potential cation channel, subfamily C, member 6b (gene trpc6b). Gene Ontology annotation, cellular component: membrane; cation channel complex. The record is from RefSeq and is a predicted model, not a curated record. The transcript is spliced from 13 exons. Bases 1 to 2643 code for a protein of 880 amino acids. Gene Ontology annotation, molecular function: protein binding; inositol 1,4,5 trisphosphate binding; store-operated calcium channel activity. Lineage: Eukaryota; Metazoa; Chordata; Actinopteri; Scombriformes; Scombridae. Gene Ontology annotation, biological process: calcium ion transmembrane transport; regulation of cytosolic calcium ion concentration; manganese ion transport.